Molecule: messenger RNA, 3563 nt
Organism: Neoarius graeffei (lesser salmon catfish)
Lineage: Eukaryota; Metazoa; Chordata; Actinopteri; Siluriformes; Ariidae
Gene: tfb1m
Product: transcription factor B1, mitochondrial
Exons: 8
Coding region: 434-1441 (335 amino acids)
Biological process (GO): rRNA methylation; transcription initiation at mitochondrial promoter
Cellular component (GO): mitochondrial matrix
Molecular function (GO): mitochondrial transcription factor activity; rRNA (adenine-N6,N6-)-dimethyltransferase activity
Source: RefSeq, a predicted model, not a curated record
AGUGGCAGGACAACGUGUUUUACUGUUUGGGAGAGGUCAAUUCCAGUUUAUAGCGGUUUCUUUUAUUAAAUUUACACGUCUGUGAUUUUUUUCAUGGCAUGUAAACACGGAUUAUCAUUUACCUUUUAGCGUGUUCGCUUAGCUUGGUUGCGUGUUUAUAUUGUUUAUAUGUUGAGUUAUUAAAACAUCAUAUUUUAGACGCAUUUGGAGUAUACUGCACCAGCUGAGCUAAUAUUCGUUAAUUGUCAUUUCAUUAGUGAAAUUUUAUAGGGUCGUUUAUAGCCUGGUAACCUGAAAAUUCGUCAGUAAACUCGGAAUAGUGUUAUCGUUAUUUUCCAAAGCUGCAGUGUGCUGCUCUGACCACUAGAUGUCACUGCUGACCGUGUUUUAGUACAGUGCUCACCAUAACAUUAAGAUAGCAGUGUCUGGGAAAAUGGCGUCCUUUCGCCUGCCUCCCCUACCAACCAUCGGCGAAAUCAUCAAACUGUAUAACCUGAGAGCGCAGAAGCAGCUGUCGCAGAACUUCCUUUUGGACUUGAGACUCACAGAUAAAAUCAUCCGUCAGGCGGGGAACCUGAGGAACGCGUGUGUGUGUGAGGUAGGACCCGGGCCUGGAGGGCUCACCAGAUCCAUCCUCAACGCCGGUGCAGCUGAUCUCCUGGUGGUGGAGAAGGACUUGCGCUUUAUACCUGGAUUAAAGCUGUUAUCCGAGGCGGCUCCGGGGCGAGUCCGAAUCGUCCACGGUGAUGUUCUUGCGUACAGGAUGGACACAGCUUUCCCAGCACACAUCACAAAGAAAUGGGAAGAUGAGCCUCCUGAUCUUCACAUCAUUGGGAAUCUCCCCUUCAGUGUUUCCACUCCACUCAUCAUUAAAUGGUUGGAGGAGAUGGCCAGUAGGAGCGGACCAUUCAUGUACGGACGCACAAGACUCACGCUGACCUUCCAGAAAGAGGUUGCGGAGAGAUUAACAGCAAGCACUGGGAGCAGACAGCGCAGUCGCCUGUCCAUCAUGGCGCAGUACCUCAGCACCGUGAAAAACUGCUUCACCAUCCCCGGCCGAGCGUUCGUCCCCAAACCUGACGUGGAUGUGGGGGUGGUACACUUCACUCCUCUGGCUCAGCCGCACAUCCAGCAGCCUUUUAAGCUCGUGGAGAAAGUGGUCAGGAACGUCUUUCAGUUCCGCAGGAAGCACUGCCACAAAGGACUCGAGAUGUUGUUCCCUGAGGCUCAGAGACUCAGGAUGACUGAGGAGCUUCUGCGGUGCGCCGACGUGGACCCGACUCUCCGUCCUGCCAACAUCUCCAUCAGCCAGUUCAGAGCGUUAGCGGACACCUACAGCAGGCUGUGUAGAGAAAACCACACGCUGUUCAGCUACGACUUCAGAGAAGAGCUGAGGCAGAAGCGUCAGAGCCACAGACUGAUGAAAAGAGAGAGACACUAAUAGCUGCCGUUCACAUCAGGACACAACACGGUGCUCUCAGUGGUGACAUUUUUUCACAUCUUUCCAUUCCAGCUGCAGUGUUGAGUGGAGAAGAAACAAUGACUUGGGGGUGAGAUGGUGUCGGUUUAUUUUACACGCAUGUGGUGAUCAUCUGCAGUACUGAAUGUACACUUGUGUUCAUAAUAAUAGCAAUCCAACACGACUAACCAGAUCAAUCACUGUUUUUGGUGGAAAUUAUAUUACUACAUGGCAAAUAAUUUACCAGUAGGUGUAGUAGAGUCAUAGAAAACCAACAGACCCAACGUUCAUGAUAUGCAUGCUCCUGAGUCUGUGUAAUCGAAUAAUUAAGUGAAAGGGACGUGUUCAAAAUAAUAGCAGUGUGGAGUUUAAUUAGUGAGGUCAUUCAUUCUGUGAAAAAACAGAUGUCAGUCAGGUGGCCCUAAUUUAAGGAUGAAGCCAGCACAUGUUGUACAUCCAUUUCUCUCUGAAAACAUGAGAAACAUGGGUCGUUCCAGACAUUGUUCAGAAGAACAGCGCGCUUUGAUUAAAACGUUGAUUGGAGAGGUAAAACGUAUACUGUAAAGAAGUGCAGAAAAUGAUGGGCUGCUCGGCUAAAAUGAUCUCCAGUGCUUUAAAAUGGACAGCAAAGCCAGAGAGACGUGGGAGAAAACAGAAGACUACCAUUCGAAUGGAUGGAAGAAUAGCCAGAAUGGCAAAGACUCAGCCAAUGAUCAGCUCCAGGGUGAUCAAAGACGGUCUGAAGUUACCUGUGAGUACUGUGGCAAUUAGAAGAUGCCUGUGUGAAGCUAAUCUAUCGGCGAGAAGCCCCCGCAAAGUUCCACUGUUAAAAAAAAGACCUGCUGAAGAGGCUACAAUUUGCCAAAGAACACAUCGACUGGCCUAAAGAGAAAUGGAAAAACAUUUUGUGGACUGAUGAAAGUAAAAUUGUUCUUUUUGGGUCCAAGAGCCGCAGACAGUUUUUCAGACGACCCCCAAACACUGAAUUCAAGCCACAGUACACUCUGAAGACAGUGAAGCAUGGUGGUGCAAGCAUCAUGAUAUGGGGAUGUUUCUCUUACUGUGGUGUUGGGCCCAUUUAUCGCACCAGGGAUCAUGGAUCAGUUUGCAUACAUCAAAAUACUUGAGGAGGUCAUGUUGCCUUAUGCUGAAGAGGAAAUGCCCUUGAAAUGGGUGUUUCAACAAGACAACGACCCCAAACACACCAGUAAGCGAGCAGCAUCAGGGUUCAAGACCAACAAAAUGAAAGUUAUGGAGUGGCCAGCCCAAUCCCCGGACCUUAAUCCGAUAGAAAACUUGUGGGGUGACAUCAAAAAUGCUGCUUCUGAGGCAAAACCAAGAAAUGCAGAGGAACUGUGGAAUGUUGUCAAAUCAUCCUGGGCUGGAAUACCUGUUCACAGGUGCCAGAAGUUCUCAGAAACCGUGGUUAUACAACUAAAUAUUAGUUUAGUGAUUCACAGGAAUACUAAAUCCUUAAGAUUUUUUCAGUUUAUACAGUAAAUAUUUGGAGUUUGUAAUGAAAAAUGCAGACACUGCUAUUUUUUUGAACAGCCCAAUGUUCAUUUUUCUUCAUUUUCUGUAAAGUAAUUAAAAUAUUCAUACAUUUUUCUUCAUGUUUUGAUGUAGAAUAUAAUGUGCAGUGUUCCCAAUGCAUGGAAAUAAAAACUAUUAUAAGGAUUUUGAGCUUUACUCACAUUUUUAAACACACUGCUAUUAUUUUGAACACAACUGUACUCCUGAAAAAGAAAAAAGACUGCAGUUGAUCGAUUAAAAAAACACGGGACACGGUUCCUACGCAGUAUGGAGAAGUGUGGAAUUUGAUUUUAGUAAUUUCGAGGUCUGGAUAAGUAUGGAAAAGGGAAAAUGGAGUAUGGAAAAAUAUUUGUUUCCACAUAAUUGCCCCUACUUUCUUUUCUAAAAUAUAAAAUUAAGCCAAAAUAUUCAAACCAGCGUGAGUCUGAUUGAAUGUAAGUGAGGUAAAACGUGUGUGCGAUAUGUCUGAGGUGAUUUUCUGUGGCAUCUAACGUUAGCACGUUGGGCUAAGUCAUAAUACCACUGCAGAACUCAUCUCAUCUCAUUAUCUCUAGCCGCUUUAUGCUUCUAC